UUAGGAAAGCGCCCCCUCCCAACAGGUCCUAAGUGGUGUUGGAUCUUUGGCUAACUUGUGUUUGCCUGCAUGCUGUCUCCUUGCCAACCGGCUGAGCUCGGCGUUCACUUUUUAAAAGGACUGCUUUUGCCGAGGUUUAUGUGAUUCACCUCUUUCGACAAUCCUCGCAUUUCGAAAGUCCUACUGGAGUUUGCUUCUGUACGACGGGAGGGAGAACAGCAACACGUUGUCUAGGGAGCUGCUUCUCAGGGGUUACCUGGACGGACAGUCGGUACAGGUUUCUUUUCAGAUUCUAAAUUAAUCAAAAGCUGUUUCUUCACUGGGAAAAAGACAACUGAACAACAACUCUGUGUGACUCAAGGACCUGACAUGAACCUGGAGCAGUUGGCUGAGAAAGAACUUUGUAAAGAUGAGGAAGAACAGAAGAUUUUGAGUGGUGCAAGUUUAGUUUCAGUGCUUACUCCAUUUGCUGCAGUCCCUCCCCUAGAUCUCAGAGACCCAUUUUUUGAUGUUGCAAGGCAUGGAAUAGUCCAAAUAGCAGGUGAUGACAAUUAUGGAAGGAAACUGGUUAUUUUUAGCAGUUGUCGAAUGCCUCCUUCCCAUCAGCUUAACCAUCGGAAGUUACUAGAGUACCUGAAGUACACACUGGACCAGUAUGUUGAGAGUGAUUACAUUCUUGUUUACUUUCACUAUGGGCUCCGGAGUAGCAACAAGCCAUCUUUAAGUUGGCUACAGCAGGCCUACAAGGAGUUUGACAGAAAAUACAAGAAAAAUCUCAAAGCCCUUUACGUUGUACACCCAACAAAUUUUAUCCGAAUCCUUUGGAAUAUUUUCAAGCCACUUAUAAGUCAUAAAUUUGGAAAGAAGGUAAUAUAUGUAAAUUACUUAAGUGAACUGAGAGAACAUCUGAACUGCGAUCAGCUCAUCAUUCCUUCUGAAGUAAUUAGGUAUGAUGAAAACCUAAGAGCAUCUCAAAAGGGAGCACCACCUAGACCAGCAAAGACACCCCCACCUCGACCUCCACUUCCCCAGCAACAAUUCGGAGUCAGUCUGCAGUAUCUCCGAGACAAAGGAAAUGGCGAUCUCAUUCCUCUGGUUGUGAGACAGACUGUGCAGUUCCUGAAGCAGAAAGCACUGAAAACUGAAGGUUUAUUCAGACGAUCAGCCAACAUCCAAGUCAUCAAGGAAAUCCAGAAACAGUAUAAUCUGGGAAAACCAAUCGAAUUUGAGGAGUAUGGAGAUGAGCAUGUUCCAGCUGUCAUCUUGAAAACCUUCUUCCGUGAGCUUCCACAGCCACUUCUAACCUCUCAGAUUUACGACCAGGUCCAAAGCAUUGGAAGUGUUGAAAGCAGUCUACGAGUAACUCGAUGCAAACAAAUAAUACAAAAACUUCCAGAACACAACUACAUUGUGGCAAAAUACCUGAUAUGCUUUCUUAACAUGGUAUCGCAGGAAAGUAUCUUUAAUAAAAUGAACCCAUCAAACCUGGCAUGUGUCUUUGGAGUGAACCUGAUCUGGCCCACGAAUGGACCUGCAACGUUGCACUCUCUAACUCCAAUAAACAUGUUUACUGAGUUACUGAUUGAGUACUACAACCAGGUCUUCACCUCUAGGAUUCUGCCUAAUGAGGUGCUGCCAUAAACACUAUUACAAACACUGCAACUCACCUCAAAGUCAACUGAUCUUAAUGGGUACCCAUGCUAUUGAUAGAACAGACAACAGCAGUUGUCUGUCUGUAUUCUGUUACAUAAACCCACAGGGCCUGAUCGAAUGGUUCUCACUUUUUGAUGCUUGAAUUUUGUUUGUCUCUUGCUUCUUCACCAUCUUUGUAUCAGUAAGUGAUAAAAUGAUCAAAUGUUGUUUCAAUUGGCUAGUUAAAAGCCAUUCAAAUCCUCCUCAAAUUAUCUGUAUAAAACAUGAAAACUAAAGCAAAAAAUCAGCAUUUUUGUUUAUUAUGCAGUAAAAUUGUUUAGAAAUGUGGUAGACUUUUGAUAUGCCUGUUACUUUGUCCUUUUGUUGAUCUAGUUUUGCCUUUACAGUAGGGGAGGUGCAUAUUUGUCCUUUGCCUGCUGAACUAUGGGUGUGUAAUGCAAGGAUUAAAACAAGAAAAUGAUAUUUCUUAGUAUUCAACAUUUGUGAAAAAUCUGCAAUUUCUCAUGUGUUGUCCAGAUAGAAUCUUAGUGUGACUUGCACAUAUGCCAUAAAAGUAGUAUUAAUCUUCUGUUGCACAUAGUUGUUAAGGGCUGUGAAAUGAAUGUUUUCCUUUUCAAUAACAUUAAUGUAAAAGAGAAGUACCUAACAAGAGUAAAUAAGGCCAAAUGUAUUUAAUGUCACUCGCAUUUGAGGGCAGAUUGUGGGAAAACUGGCUUCCCAAGGUCAAGGAAUGGUCAUACUAUAUCAUGUCUGCAAUAAAUGUACGGGAACUGGUGAUAGAUCUGUCAAAGAAAAGCAAAAAGCUUCAACACAAAACAUUUCUUCCCCUGUCCUAGUUUUACCUUACGUUCUGCUUGGGAAUCCUCAUUCUGAGUUCUCAGUGAACAUUAAUGCUGAAAUAUGAAGACUUUAAAAUUAAGAUCUUGAAACAUUAGCAGCCGAGGUGAGACCAUUAAGGUUUCUUUCACAUCAGACUGUUCCAGGUGUCAGAGUAAAGACUCUUAACUCCGCACACUGGGUUUGCUCUAGUCUGAGGUGCUGGGUGAAAGGAGACUAGCCCACUUGUGCCACAAAUUGACUAUGUAUUUAAGAGGGAAGGAAGUUUUUUUUUAUUAUCCACUAUGUAUUUAUAUUUUUGUUAAUUUAAUAAAAUGUGACAUUGACUCCA
Messenger RNA from Hemiscyllium ocellatum (epaulette shark), 2821 nucleotides. Its product is annotated as rho GTPase-activating protein 8-like. Gene Ontology annotation, cellular component: cytoplasm. Bases 370 to 1641 code for a protein of 423 amino acids. The transcript is spliced from 13 exons. The record is from RefSeq and is a predicted model, not a curated record. NCBI's taxonomy places the organism in Eukaryota, Metazoa, Chordata, Chondrichthyes, Orectolobiformes, Hemiscylliidae. Gene Ontology annotation, molecular function: GTPase activator activity. Gene Ontology annotation, biological process: small GTPase-mediated signal transduction; negative regulation of endocytic recycling.